Messenger RNA from Gordionus sp. m RMFG-2023, 2669 nucleotides. Its product is annotated as leucine-rich repeat protein soc-2 homolog. Bases 77 to 1681 code for a protein of 534 amino acids. Gene Ontology annotation, molecular function: protein binding. The record is from RefSeq and is a predicted model, not a curated record. The transcript is spliced from 16 exons. Lineage: Eukaryota; Metazoa; Nematomorpha; Gordioida; Chordodea; Parachordodidae.
CUUACUCUUCUAAUCAGUUGGGCACUACGGAAUGUAAUCUUUAUGAAUUUUUAUUAAACUCAGUUUAAAAUAUUAAAUGUCAACCUGGCCUUUAAUUGAGGCAUCUCGCCCAAAACAAGUCAUGGUUACUCAACCUGGUAAUAACAAACCUAAGCCUACAUCUAAGAAAAAACCUACUCUACAAACAGAUUUAGAUAUUAAUAAAAAAUUACAUAAAUGCAAGGAAGAAAAUGCAAAGCGGAUCGAUUUAAGCAAAUCUCAAAUAACUAUUGUUCCAACAUCUAUCAAAGAACUUAUACAAUUGCAAGAAUUAUUUUUGUAUGGUAAUAAGCUUACAUCACUGCCUAGUGAAUUUGGACAUCUUUCUAAUUUGCAGACACUAGCCUUAAGUGAAAAUUCUUUAUCAUCACUUCCUGAAUCUUUGUCAAAUUUAAAAGAAUUAAAAUUUUUGGAUUUAAGACAUAAUAAACUAAAUGAAAUUCCUGCAGUCAUUUAUCAGUUAAAUACCUUAAACACCUUACAUUUACGAUUUAAUAGGAUCAAAACUGUAGAUGAUGACAUUAAAAAUUUAUCUAAUUUAACAGUAUUAAGCUUGAGAGAAAAUAAAAUUAAAGAACUUCCCAAAGGUAUAGGUAAUCUGACAAAUUUAUCUUCAUUGGAUUUAUCACACAAUCAUUUGGAACAUUUACCUACAGAAAUAGGGAAAUGCGUUCAACUAACCUCCCUGAAUUUGCAACAUAACGACUUGAUUGACAUUCCCGAUAGCAUUGGAAAUAUGAAGGAACUCAUACGUUUGGGACUGAAGUACAACUGUUUAAAAGAGAUCCCAUGUACCUUAAAAAAAUGCACAAAAAUGGACGAGUUUAACAUAGAAGGAAAUAAUGUGGUGAAUUUACCGGAAGGAUUAUUGUGCUCUCUCCCGCUUUUAGAUAAUAUCACGCUAGCCCGAAACAACUUUUCAUAUUUCCCACCUGGAGGACCUAAUCAAUUCUCGACCUGCACAUCUUUAAACAUGGAACACAACACAAUCAAUAAAAUACCCUUCGGCGUUUUUUCGACCGCGAAACAACUCACCAAAUUCAAUAUGAAAGAUAAUCAAUUGAAUUUCUUUCCAUUAGAUAUGGGAACAUGGACUCAAAUUGUCGAAUUAAAUUUAGGAACCAAUCAAUUGGCAGAAAUACCUGACGCCGUUCAAAAUCUUAUCAAUCUCGAAGUCUUAAUACUCAGCAACAAUUUACUAAAGAAACUACCUAUAUCUAUUGGAAAUCUGACAAAAUUGCGAGUCUUGGAUGUAGAGGAAAACAAGUUAGAAUCAUUACCGACUGAAAUAGGGUUUCUAAAAGAGUUGACAAAACUUAUCAUACAAUCCAACCAAAUCACCUCACUCCCAAGAUCAAUAGGGAAUCUCAGUAACUUAACCUAUUUAGGAGCUGGCGAAAAUUUAUUAACAUCGAUUCCGGAGGAAAUAGAACAUAUGACCAGUUUAGAAACAUUAUACCUUAACGAUAAUCCAAGUUUACAUAUGUUACCUUUUGAAUUAGCCAUGUGUGCCAAUUUACAAAUCAUGAGUGUUGAAAAUUGCCCCUUAUCUCAAUUCCCGCCAGAUAUCAUAUCGGGUGGUCCCUCAGCCGUUAUUCAUUAUUUGAGAACGCAAGGCCCUUACUUUAACGCGCCAUCAUAAUGAAAUGAUCGAACAUGCAUUACACUAUUAGAAUAAUAUUUCAUAAUUUGAUAUUCAUUUAUAUAAUUAAUAUAAAUUGCUAUUUAUUCCUUCCCAAUAAUAUUUGCAUUAUUUUAUUUAUAAUAUAAUAUCCUGAGAUAUGUAAAUAUAAUAUAUUUUAUAAACAUGCUUUUAUCAGUAGCGUCACAAGUGGAAGAGGGAGGGGGGGGGCAGAUGCUCGAUUCCUCUGAAAUUUUUUUUUUACUACUAAAAAAAGUUAAUUUUAGAUAUUGUUAAGCUAAAAAAAGGUAAUUUUGAAAAUAAUUUUUUGAGCCCCCUGAGAUUGUAAAGACUAGUGACGUCCCUGCUUUUAUUUAUGUUCAAUUUUUUUUUAGUUUUUAUUUGUACAAUCGAUUGUAAUCAAGAGUAACACAAAUUUUAAAAGAUUUACCUAACCCAAGACAUUUAAUAAUUUUUAAUCGUUUAAAUUUAUGAGGAUUUAAUAGAUUCAAAAGUCUUCUAAUAAUUUAGGGUUUUAUUUAUGAUGUGAUAUAAUCAGGACCUGGAACAAGGACUAAUUUGCAUUCCAUUCCGGAAAAAGUGCUUCGAUCUUGUUUCACGAGUUUAUGUAAAACUUUAUUUCCAGGGCCUCGAUUUUUUUUGUUUUUUUAAAUAUACAAAUAAAAUAACCAAUCUCAAUAACGUGUGCUAAUUUAUAUUUAUAAUGAUUAUAAAAUGUUAUGAUUUAUCCAAUUUGCCCCAAAAUAAUCUUUUCUCAAAAAAAAACAAGUCUCAAAACCACUUUUUUUGUUAUGCGUUAGCUUUUUGAUAUAUUAUUGUACCUUAUCGCAAGUUGUAAGAAUUCUUAUUCUAUAAAUAAAUUUCCCUUCACUCAGCUUUUUCCAUUUUAUUCUAUUUUAUAAAACAAAAUUGUUAUCAGUAAUGUGUAAUAUAUUAUAUUUAUAUUUUAUACAACAUUUUAUAUUUUGAAAAUCAACGAUAAAUUAAU